Colossoma macropomum (tambaqui) is the source of this 1926-nucleotide messenger RNA. RefSeq names its product chemokine-like receptor 1. Bases 118 to 1110 code for a protein of 330 amino acids. Gene Ontology annotation, biological process: phospholipase C-activating G protein-coupled receptor signaling pathway; inflammatory response; positive regulation of cytosolic calcium ion concentration. Gene Ontology annotation, cellular component: plasma membrane. Gene Ontology annotation, molecular function: G protein-coupled receptor activity; complement receptor activity. NCBI's taxonomy places the organism in Eukaryota, Metazoa, Chordata, Actinopteri, Characiformes, Serrasalmidae. The record is from RefSeq and is a predicted model, not a curated record. The transcript is spliced from 2 exons.
CAGAAUGUUGUGCAAUUUUACAGCUAGAAAUAGUUUGUCAUAAGCAGCAAACGCACUGGACAUCUCACCAGCUCUAGAUCAAUAACAGAAUCAAGAGGUAUCAUUACUUCUACUCCAAUGACAGCGGCAGAAUAUCCUGACUUUAAAAACCACACAAGUCUGAAUAUGAGUUCUUCAUCAUGCACAGAUCUGUGUAUGUUCUACUCAGUGGCGAAUGUGAUCAUCUUCAUCCUGGGUGUUGCUGGAAAUGGUUUAGUGAUCUGGAUUGCAGGCUUUAAGAUGAAGAAGUCCGUCAUCGCCACCUGGUACCUGAGUCUGGCCGUGUCCGACUUCAUAAUGUGCUCUACCUUGCCCUUUGGUGUCGCCCAAAAGGUUACAAAUGAGUGGAUCUUUGGACGCUUCAUGUGUAAAUUCCGGUAUUUCAUCAAGCUUCUCAACAUGUACAGCAGCAUCUUCCUCCUCGUCAUCAUCAGUGUGGACCGCUGUGUGCUUGUUAUGUUUCCUGUGUGGGCUCGGAACAAGCGCACCAUAAGAAAGGCUGUCGUGAUAGUCAUGCUAGCUUGGAUCGUCUCAGCAGCACUUAGCUCACCCGCAGCCAUUUUCCGAGACAUAAAACAGAACAAACAGAAGACAAAAUGUGAAAGAACUGACAUAAAUGAGCCAAGCCAUUUUGCCAUAGUGUCUUGCAGAUUCAUUUUUGGAUUCGUGAUCCCGUUCCUGAUCAUUGUCAUCUGUUAUGUCGUCAUCAUGCGAAAGCUGAAGUUCAACCAGAUGGCGACAUCCAAAAAGCCAUUCAAGAUCAUGACGCUGCUGAUAGCUGCUUUCCUCAUCUGCUGGUUGCCUUUUCAUUUUUAUUCUUUUUUGAAAAUACAUUAUAAUGACAAAGAUUUUGUCAAAUCCCUAAAAGUAUUUGGCCUCACUUUUGCCAAUGCCAACAGCUGUUUGAACCCCCUUCUUUAUGCGUUCAUGGGGAGGGACUUUAAGAGGCAUUGUUAUGCGGUUCUGUCCAACAUUGAGAAUGCAAUUGAGGAGGAGGAGGGGAAGGGCCAGGACAGAGUCCAAGGGACAGCUGGCGACACUACUGAGGAAAGUUUAAGUUUAAGUGUUUGACAUGUUUAAACAGUUGAAAGGAAAACAACAUCUUUCUUCUUUAUUUAACAUAAAAAACACUAAAAAAACUUUCACACCUGCAAAAGUGUCUCAAAAACCAAAGUGUGCUUUAACUGUAGGUACAAAAUGAUUCCAUUUCAUGAGGAGGACUAUGCGUGAAGCUAAACUGUAAAGGCUUGUAAUGGCUUACUGUUGGUGACAGAUACAUUAGAUCAGUGAGGCUUGAUUUCUAAAGAACAAAAUGGACAACACUUUAUAUCAAGGGUUGCAAAUUAAUUGAGAAUUAUUUACUAUAAGUAAUAUCAUACUCUUUAUCUAUAUAUUAGUUAACUAUCAUUAGCAUUAACCCCUUAAAUGCUCAGAGCCCGUUGGCAGCUCUGCACAUCUUCUCCAAUGACAGUUUGUUUAGGGAUCCAAGGGUGGGUUUUCAUGAUUUUGCUUUAAAAGGAUCAUUUUGGCACCUUAGAUUUUAGGAUAAUAUGAAAAUGGUAUAACAGAUACUGUCAGUAUGUCCAUAUAUCAGCGAUGACUAUACAUGUUUCUGAAGAAGAAAGUUGCCAGUAUGUCCAAGUAAUGAAGAUACCAUCACGCAUGUUAUGUCUCAAAUGCUAUAUUUGGCUGUCUGAUAUCUCUUAUGCACUUUCAGAUUUGGGUCACCAAAGUUCCUACUGUAAUUCAUAGUGAAGUGCAUAUAGGCUGAAAUUAAUCAUGACUAGUAUUGUUAAUAUAUUAGUAUCAAAGAUAAUUGCUUUACUUGGGGGGGCACAUAAAGUAGUAAUUAGGGUUAUAUAGUAUGAAGUAAGGAGCCAUUAAUGG